AUGGGAUCCCAACCACCACCAAAAUGCCACCUCCUCGAGCUGCCGGGUGAAAUCAGAAAUCGCAUCUACCGCUACAGUCUACUCGAUAGUCAGAGAAUCACAAUACCAACAUCCGGAUUCGAGGAGCCCGGUCUACUGAGCACAUGCCACCAGAUCAGACAAGAAGCAGAACCCAUCUUCGUCCUCGAGAACAAGUUCGAAGCUACCUCGAUCAACUAUCAUUCCGGCCCUCUGCUCGGACGUACGAAGAAAUGGAUCCGAAUAACGCGUCAGUACAAGCAGCCACCGUCCUGUGGAACCAACUACACAGGAUCACCGAGUUGGCCGAACUACCUCACCUGGAUGAAGAGACUGCACGGCGGCGAGGUGAUGAUGUGUAUAUCAUCAGACUGGGGCUUGCAAGAUGCCGGUCUACUUGGAGUCGAGCGACAACUGCUGGCUACCAUUGCAGAUUUCGUUUGCAAUAACAAGGGCAUUCGGAGCUGGGAUACGAUCGAGUCUCACAUUGAGCGUCUACACAUCACGCUCAAGACUGCCAACCCACUGUGGACUUGA
Messenger RNA from Fulvia fulva, 555 nucleotides. RefSeq lists its product as uncharacterized. The transcript has a single exon. Bases 1 to 555 code for a protein of 184 amino acids. The record is from RefSeq and is a predicted model, not a curated record. Lineage: Eukaryota; Fungi; Ascomycota; Dothideomycetes; Mycosphaerellales; Mycosphaerellaceae.